UCUUCUUCUUCUCAGUCGCUUUUGAUCUUCUUCGCUUUUCUGAGACAUGGCUGAAGCGGCAGCAACGCCAACGCGAUGGUCGAGCAUAUCGACGCACCCGGAGGCCACUGCCAUCUACGGCCGAGACUUUCCUCUCGAGUUGCGACAUUACUUUGCGCAGUGGAUUGAAGACCAGCCAUGGGCGACGAUGGAUCCCGACAACCCCGAGCACUACGAGAGCAUCAAGGACCGCGUGCAAACACUCGGCGAGAUGCUUCACGCCAAGAUUUCUCAACUUGCGGCUUCUGGUUCGGAAGACAAAUUCCUCCUUCAAAUGCGGCUGCAGACGAUUGCAGCAGAGUACCAUGCGACAUUCGACGAAAACCCAACCGUGUUGGUGCGCAUUCUCAAGACAUGCAUGGAGCGCGAACUGAUCGUCUGGGCCAAACUGCACGGGUUGGAGUCGUCAGGGUUGGAGGCUUCAGGAAUGCAGCUGCUGGAUGGCAUGUCGGCGAUUUCUGCGCUCGCAGCCUUGCCACAGAGUGCCCCCGAGGCACACGAGCGCGACGACAUUUCGUUUUUAAUGAUGGGGCCUUCGAGCACGUCGAGAUCGUCCGUCCCCGUCGCUCUCAACUCGUCGAGCUCUUUGCUGGGAUCCUUGCCUCACGUCGAAGGGGGAGCCCGCGCGUUGGCCGUUGAAGUGUCGGACGCUUCGGGCGCCGCUGCCCACCAACUUGCAGAGUGCGUGCGGAUUGCGGCACACAAGGCGCAGGCCACCCUGCAUCACCUUGUUGGCGACACGCAGCAUGUAGACAACGAGUUGAAGCGAUUGCAGCAGAUGCAAGAGUAUUUUGUGAUUCAGUACCAGGAAUUCUGCCAGCUGCAGGCCGUUUUGCAACGCUCGCCACGCUCGGAUGCUGCGCGCGGCCAGAUUGAGCUUGUCAAGCGGCGCAAGCAAGAGGUUGGCACCACCCUGUCAACGGAGGCCAACAACAUCAUCGCGCUGAUGCAGUCCCUCAACCGUCAACUGCAAGCCAACAUGGGCGAUAUUGCCGAGCUGCAGCUCACCGUCCUGCCAGACGCACUCCAGGCUUGGCAGCGAGCACAGCGUCUGGAAAGCGACGACGCUGACCAGCUUGACAGUGUGCAGGCGACCUGCGAGAUGAUUGCUGAGGCUCUGUGGCGCUCACGCGAGCAGACGCGCGCGUUGUUGCUUUUGCAGACGCAGCUCCCGUUUGACCGCAAAUCGUACCACCAGCCCGUCCAACAGAGUGGCAGCCACACGCCGUUCGUGGCCCAACUCAAUUCCCACAGUCCUCACCAUGCCCGGAACUCCAGCUCGCACCACCACAUGGAUACCGCCACUCCCGCGUCUUCCACGUCUCCAGUCAACAGCUCGCCGCAGGCAACCUUGUCUCCUCGACCCGGCAAGAGUCGCUCGUCGUCCUUGUCCGCAUCCGCCUCUCCAGCAUCUGGCCUGUCUUCCAUGUCCAUCAGCAGUGGGAGCAACGCUGGCGGCAUGAGCAGCAACAGCUCGGCAGCAGCAAUGGACACCGAAGGCGCCACAAACACGGCAGCCUCGAUCAGCAGCAAUGGCAUGGUUUCGCUGGAGGACUUGCACAUUCGCGCCACUCAAAUGCUCGCGUCGCUUAUCGGUGCGACGUUUGUCGUGGAGACGCAGCCACCACAGGCCCUCAAGACGCAGUCCAAGUUUAGCGCGCAGGUGCGGCUGCUCGUUGGCCGGACACUCAACCUCCACAUGUCGCCACCCGAAGUUCUCACGACCAUCAUUAGCGAGGCGCAAGCCAAACAAGUUGCCCAACAGCCCGCCGUGACCGUCACCGACGGCAAGCGCGCCAGCCAGCCGACCUCCAUUCCCGAAGACUUUAACGCUGGCGACAUUCUAAACUGCCGCAAAGCAAUGGAGUGUCACCAGCCUUCCGGCGCUCUCCGCGUCAUUUUCAAGAAUCUUUCCCUGAAAAAGAUCAAGCGCGGUUCCAACAAGGACGAGACCGUCACUGAUGAAAAGUUUGCACUGUUGUUCCAGUCGACCUUCUCUGUCGGAGGUGGAGAGCUGCUUGUUGCCGUGAGAACUCUGUCACUUCCUUGCGUCGUCAUUGUUCACAACAACCAGCAACACAGCGCCGAAGCGACCAUUCUGUGGGACAAUUCUUUCGCGACUAUGGAUCGUGCUCCAUUCGAAGUUCCAGAAGUCGUUAGCUGGCCCGACAUGUUGACCGCUCUGCAGCACCACUUUUCACUGGCCACGCAACAGCCCUUGUCUCAGCGCGAUCUCGAGUAUCUGACUUGGAAGGCUUCAGACUUGAUUAUCAACGAGAGCAUCACGUGGAAGCGCUUGACAAAAGAAGCGCUGCCCGAUCGCACCUUUACGUUCUGGGACUGGUUCUUUGGCGCAGAGGACGUGAUCAAGCGUCAUAUGCUCGAGACGUGGCAGGAUGGUCUCAUCAUGGGCUUCUGCAACAAGCAACAGGCGCACGACUUGCUGAUCAAUUGCGUGCCCGGCACAUUUUUGCUCCGCUUUAGCGAUUCCGAGAUUGGCGGCCUUACCGUCGCGUGGAUUACGGAAGACGAGCGAGGGAUGAGGCAAGUCUUCAAUUUGCAUCCGUGGUUUGCCAAGGACUUUGCCAUUCGCGCCCUAGCAGAUCGCAUCCAUGACUUGCCUCAGCUGCAAUUCCUCUUCCCGGACACGCCGAAAGACGCCGUUUUCGGACGGCAUUACUCGGUUGAGACUGCACAUGUGACCUCCAACAAUCCGGAUUACGUGCGCUCCAGCAUUGCGGCUGUCAUUCCCGGCAGCGUUCCGUCCUUCACCAUGCCCAUUGUGAACGACCAGUUCUUGAUGAAGGCAGACGACAGCUCCAGCAGCAUGAUGCACCCGACCUCGUCGAACCUUUUGGAUCUCGUCGGUAUGGGCGUCGGCAUGGGCGUUGGUGAUGCAGACGCGGGCCAGAUGAGCUCGCUGGACUGGAGCACCUUUUUGGAGUCUCUCGCCGAGCCGAUACCGCAGUUGCAGCACGACGGCAUCUGAGAUCUUUGAACUCACGUUUUCUGGCUUGCCAUUUAUUGUUGGUCUCACAAGGUGUGAAUUUGAAGAUAAUGUUUUUUUUUAGAUCAAGUCACCAUCAAUAAAUGGUGGCAAUUAAAAUUACAAUAAAGAA
This is a messenger RNA of Capsaspora owczarzaki ATCC 30864, 3158 nucleotides long. Its product is annotated as transcription factor Stat5b. NCBI's taxonomy places the organism in Eukaryota, Filasterea, Ministeriida, Capsasporidae. Bases 47 to 3028 code for a protein of 993 amino acids. The transcript has 12 exons. Gene Ontology annotation, biological process: regulation of transcription by RNA polymerase II; cell surface receptor signaling pathway via JAK-STAT; regulation of cell population proliferation. The record is from RefSeq and is a predicted model, not a curated record. Gene Ontology annotation, molecular function: DNA-binding transcription factor activity, RNA polymerase II-specific; RNA polymerase II cis-regulatory region sequence-specific DNA binding.